Molecule: messenger RNA, 1104 nt
Organism: Colletotrichum lupini
Lineage: Eukaryota; Fungi; Ascomycota; Sordariomycetes; Glomerellales; Glomerellaceae
Exons: 6
Coding region: 1-1104 (367 amino acids)
Source: RefSeq, a predicted model, not a curated record
AUGGGUACGGGAAUACCUGCAACCUGCCAUGCUACAGAAUAUUGGCUGCUGACUCCAGAUAUGAGGCAUGAGCCGAAGAGCCGUCUUUGGCUGUUGUCUGGAAUCCCUACGACAUGGGCAAUGGCAAUGGGCAUAUGCGGCUCGGCUUCUCAUGCGUUUCAACCGUUUGCCCACCAGCUGGUUGGUAGUGGCUGGUCAGGCGGGCAGAACCACAGACCGAACCACAGACCAUCAAACACUUCUCACCUCAUCGUCUACUAUGGAACCAUUCCACUCACCAUGGGUAGUUACAUCAGCAAUUCAACACUUGAAAGUUGCCUCGGCAACUCUCUCAACCGUAAUCCACAUCAGUCAUCGUCAACAAUAACAAACGCGGACUCCAUCACUCCAUACCUUUUCCAACGCUUUUUAUUGUGGAACAUGAUGGCCUCUGUCUCUUUCCCUCUCUUCCUCUCUGUCUCUCUCUUUGAGUCUCUGCGUCUCCCUCCAUGGAUAUUGCCCCCUGGUCUAUCCAUCUUUGGCAAGGUACGAAUGAAAAAGUACAUCAAUUCUCGGAGAUUCAAACGCAGGUACGUACCCGCUCCCGCGCCCACACCAGAGCAUCUCCAGUCCAAACGGAGACAUGCAAGCCGCCCCGGAGCCAAUCAGCCUGCUCGUGUACCUUUUUCGAGGUGGAUCCCAAACAGCAAGGGCCCCAAGGGGUCUUCUUUUCCCCCCCUGUGUCCUUCAGGUUGCCUCUCUCUCCUCUCUUUCCUUGUCAUCUCUGAUUGUUCGACUUGCGAUCUGGUGUCUCUCUUCAACUCGGGUCACCGUAGCCCCAUUCACUACAUACCUCCAUACCCCAAGCCCCUUGUUACCAUGGCUGUUGCUCUAGCCAAUAGGCGGGCGAAAUUUGACAUUCUGAAGCCAACCUCUGAGGGCUCUGAUAGUUUGAUUGCAGCGUCUCCUUGCCUCGCAUAUCGGUGCAUGUACACAUCCGAGUCGCAUAUCACGAGUGACAGACUCAAAAGCCACCAAACAAGAGAUGACUCUAAGCAUGUUAAGUUCCGUUUCGACCCGCCAUGUCAUGUCCCCUUUUGUUUGUUUAAUGAGACCUGGCGAUAG